UGAUUCGUUGAACGCGGCACGUGUAUACUUACAACCAGUUUGCAAGCCCGAAUCUUCUGAGUUUCUUAGUUCAAUCUAGUAGUUGAAUGCGGCAGAAGAGGCAGUCAGUCAACGAUAGUCAAACAGCCAUCGAUCCAGUAGCCAGGCACUGUGCCUGUUAGUGGAAAAACAGUUGGUCACAAGACCUUGCUGUAGCAUUCAUUAGCACUUCUCCACUGUAUCUGCUACCCAGAAACACAUCCUGCAUCAACUCCUCCUCCACUACGGCUUGUGGCUCAGAGACGCUGUAGAGAAACUCUAGACUUGCUACUACAUUGUACCUCCUUCUUAUCGAGAGAGUACAGCUGAUAAAGAACAUUGAUGACCAUCAGCUGAGAGCCUUUGACAGUGGCCUUGUUUACUGACGUGCUGCUCCCACCCGUCUCCAUCCUUCUACCCCGGUCUCCAGUCCUGCACCUUCUACUUUGUUCUUGUCUCCMCUCCUUCAUCUUUCUGUCCUCAAUCCCUCCACCCCGGUCUCUGCCUCAACCCUCCACCUUAUUCCUCCCCGAACCAUCAUCAUGGGGGUUGAGAAAGACACCGACACCAUUUUGACUGGCUCCAUGCGUCUGAAGCAGGAAAUCUCCCUGCUCCAAGGGGUCUGCCUCAUUGUGGGAAGCAUGAUCGGCUCGGGCAUCUUCAUCUCCCCCAAAGGGGUUCUCCUCUACACAGGCUCCUUCGGCCUGUCUCUGGUGGUGUGGGCCAUCGGCGGGGUCUUCUCCGUGUUCGGGGCCCUGUGCUACGCCGAGCUAGGAACCACCAUCCGCAAGUCUGGGGCCAGCUAUGCCUACAUCCUGGAGUCCUUUGGUGGCUUCCUGGCUUUCAUUAGGCUGUGGUCGUCCAUGAUGAUCGUGGAGCCAGCAGGCCAGGCUGUCAUAGCCCUCACCUUCUCCAACUACCUGGUGCAGCCCUUCUACCCCACGUGCUCAGCCUCCUACGAUGCUGUGAAACUCAUAGCAGCAGCCAUCAUCAGUCUCCUGACGUGUGUGAACUGUAUGAAGGUGAAGUGGGGGGCCAUUCUCCAGGUGGUCUCUACAGUAGCCAAGGUCCUGGCCCUCAUUGUCAUCAUCAUUACUGGGAUGAUCAAGCUGGGACAAGGCCAGACGCAGAACUUUGAGAAUUUGUUUAAGGGUUCUAAAGUGAACCCUGGGGACAUGGCCCUGGCUCUGUACGCUGCGCUCUACUCCUACUCGGGCUGGGACGCACUCAACUUCAUCACCGAGGAGAUCAAGAACCCGAAGAGGAACCUCCCGUUGGCCAUAGGGAUCUCCAUGCCCAUCGUCACAGUGAUCUACAUUCUGACUAAUAUAGCUUACUACACCGUUAUGGAUGCUGGCACCGUGCUGGCCAGUGAGGCUGUGGCUAUGACUUUUUCGGAUUUGGUCCUGGGCUGGGCUCGGUGGCUGAUCCCCUUGUCAGUGGCCAUCUCUUGUUACGGAGGACUCAACUCCUCCAUCAUUGCUAUCUCCAGACUGUUCUUUGUGGGCUCCAGGGAGGGCCAUUUACCCAACGUCCUCUGCAUGAUCCACGUCGAGCGCUACACCCCCAUCCCAGCACUGCUCUUCAACGGUGGCAUGUCUCUGAUCUACCUGUGUGUGAAGGACGUGUUCCAGCUCAUCAACUACUUCAGCUUCAACUACUGGCUGUUCAUCGGCCUCUCCAUCGCCAGCCAGAUAUACCUCCGGUUCAAGGCUCCCAACAUGCCCCGGCCCGUCAAGCUCUCUCUGUUCUUCCCUAUAGUGUACUGCCUAUGCAGUGUGUUCCUAGUGGUAGUACCUCUCUACAGUGAUACCAUCAACUCUCUGGUUGGUAUCGGGGUGGCUUUGUCUGGAGCUCCAGUGUACUACAUCUGUAUCCACCUGCCCCCCUCCUCCAGACCUGCCUUCCUGGGCAGGAUGCUUGAUGCGAUCUCCCUAAAUACCCAGAAGCUGUGUAUGUGCUGUGUGGCCUCACCUGACCUAGACCUGGACAACAUCCCUGACGAAAAGCUGGAGUAAGGGAUGAAAGGAGGUGUGGUGGGAUGGAGGUAGAUACUGAGCCAAAGGUGGAAACAGACGGACCACAAUCACAGCUACACCUUCUGCGCCAAUGAUGAACAUUGGCGCAGAAUUUUUUACCAGGUCUUUACUAUGAAUGAUUUGUGACUUGCUUGUCCUAUGGGACUGUACAGUGUGUGUUCAGUGCUGAGGAAAGGCACUUUCUAGUGCCAGUGGACUCUGACAACCACACGCAUGCAGCACAAUGUAGUUCACUCCUACUGGUUACACCCAUGGAGACGAUCAACAAUGAGAGUUUAACUAUUUAACAACGCAAGAAAUUCAAAUGGAGAUUUGAACAGGCCCUACUGACCAUUUAGAAGGAGUAGGUUUUCAUCAGCAGGCCCUACUGGCCAUUUAGGAGGAGUAGGUUUUCAUCAGCAGGCCCUACUGGCCAUUUAGGAGGAGUAGGUUUUCAUCAGCAGGCCCUACUGGCCAUUUAGGAGAGAGUAGGUUUUCAUCAGCAGGCCCUACUGGCCAUUUAGGAGGAGUAGGUUUUCAUCAGCAGGCCCUACUGGCCAUUUAGGAGGAGUAGGUUUUU
Molecule: messenger RNA, 2616 nt
Organism: Salvelinus sp. IW2-2015
Lineage: Eukaryota; Metazoa; Chordata; Actinopteri; Salmoniformes; Salmonidae
Product: Y+L amino acid transporter 2-like
Biological process (GO): amino acid transmembrane transport
Cellular component (GO): membrane
Molecular function (GO): basic amino acid transmembrane transporter activity; L-amino acid transmembrane transporter activity
Source: RefSeq, a predicted model, not a curated record